Lathyrus sativus (Indian pea) is the source of this 729-nucleotide messenger RNA. The record is from the annotation of a GenBank genome assembly. Lineage: Eukaryota; Viridiplantae; Streptophyta; Magnoliopsida; Fabales; Fabaceae.
AUGUUUCGUGGUACAAAUUCUGCAGAAGGGGUGCCCGAGUUAUCUGAGGCAGACAUGAUUGUAUUACUUGGUGAUUUAAAUUAUCAUCUUGAUGACAUUUCCUAUGAUGAAGCAAGAGACUUUGUGUCUCAAAGUUGCUUUGAUUGGCUUAGAGAAAGGGAUCUGCUUCGAGCAGAAAUGGAAGCUGGGAAUGCAUUCCAAGGAAUGCGUGAAGCAAUAAUAACAUUUCCUCCCACAUGCAAGUUUGAACGGUACCAAGCUGGUUUGGCAGAGUAUGAUUCUGGUGAAAAGAAACGCAUCCCUGCCUGGUGUGACAGAAUUUUGUAUCGUGAUAGUCGCUCUUCUUUGGUUGCUGAAUGCAGUUUUGAGUACCCUGUUGUCUCCGCAGUAUUGCAGUAUGAAGCAUGCAUGGAUGUCACAGAUAGUGACCACAAGCCUGUGCGCUGCAUAAUUUCUACAGAUAUUGCUCGAGUAGAUGAACCAAUACGGAGACAGGAGUUUGGAGAGAUUCUCGAGUCAAAUGAGAAAAUAAAAUGUCUUCUGAAAGAAUUGUACAAGAUUCCUGAAACUAUCAUAAGGCAGUCUACUAUUAUGGAGGAUCGGAAGGCAGCAAACCAUCAGUUGAGAGGUUCCUUUGGCUUGCCUAGGUGGCUUGAGGUAAGUCCUGCAACAGGUAUUAUAAGACCAGAUCAGAUUGUGGAGGUAUCAGUGCAUCACGAGGAAUUUUAG